Molecule: messenger RNA, 1523 nt
Organism: Linepithema humile (Argentine ant)
Lineage: Eukaryota; Metazoa; Arthropoda; Insecta; Hymenoptera; Formicidae
Gene: NiPp1
Product: nuclear inhibitor of protein phosphatase 1
Cellular component (GO): nuclear speck
Molecular function (GO): mRNA binding; protein serine/threonine phosphatase inhibitor activity; protein binding
Source: RefSeq, a predicted model, not a curated record
UGUUCCGUGAUCAUAGGGAAUCUUCAGAUACGGUUUAUGUGUACUAUUUUAGAUUACUUUACGUGACGUGUGUGAUGUAGGAUUUGUUUUCAACCGCGUUCGGAGAUGUUUAUUACUACUUUGCGUUUCGGAUGGUUAAGUGAAUAAAUUUUUGUACUGUUGGACAAUGGCUAAUCAUUACGAGGUUCCAAAUUGGGCAGGGAAGCCACCAGUGGGAUUGCAUUUGGAUGUACUGAAAAAUGACAAAUUAAUACAGAAACUCAUGGUGGAUGAGAAAAAAUGUUACUUAUUUGGCCGCAAUCAACAGCUGAAUGACUUCUGCAUUGAUCACGCAUCCUGCUCUCGGGUUCACGCUGCUCUUGUUUACCACAAGCAUCUCAAUCGUGCAUUCUUAGUUGAUUUAGGAAGUACACAUGGGACUUUUAUUGGAAAUUUACGUUUAGAAGCUAACAAACCUACUCAGUUACCAAUUGACAGUACGUUUCAUUUUGGAGCGUCUACUCGUUAUUAUAUAAUAAGAGAAAGACCUCAGACUGGUGCUAGGCCUAUAAUUGAAGAACUGGAAAAGUUAUCUGAGGAUAUGGAUGCUGGUGGAUUGUUAGGUCUACCUGAAACAGAAACAGAACUGGACAAUCUAACGGAAUUUAAUACAGCUCACAAUCGACGGAUCUCCAUGCUUGGCAUAACAGACGACGAGAUGCACAAGCCAACGCGUAAACGAAAGAAAAAAGGGAUUACUUUCAAUGACGAUGAAGAAGUAAUCAAUCCUGAGGAUGUUGAUCCUUCAGUCGGGAGGUUUCGUAAUCUUGUACAAACGACAGUUGUUCCUAGCAAGAGAAUGCGUAUGGAAGGUGGUCUUAUAUCACUGACAGAGGAUCAUAAUCUAUUGAAGCAUAUGCAGCCUACGUCUACCACUCCUCAGCUCUAUCACGAUCUACCUCCUGAGCAAUUCACACCGUCCGCCUUGUCGGCAAUGAAUCCAUUCUCCACAGCCCUCACAUCGCUGACAUCGCGGCUCGGCAUCGCGUUGCCCAAUCCAGCGCCCGAAGUGGAAAUGACGCCGAAUCAGAUACCGCAGGAAGUACAGCAAGUACAAGAGCACAUGGCAGGUACGAAUGAGUCAAGAGCGAUGGAACCGAAGAAGAAGAAAUAUGCCAAAGAGGCAUGGCCCGGGAAAAAACCGAUACCGACGCUCCUAGUGUAAUAAAAAAAAUUACCAUUCGCAUAUUGUAAUCCAAUAUUGUCUUUCCGAGAAGGUCAUUUCACAAAACAGUGUACAUCUUUAGGACAAUUUAAUGAGUGCUAAUAUUUAAGUCCGCUCCAUGUUUAUCAUGGUAUAUUUUUUGUGAAAAUACUACAUUUACUUUUACUUUAAAUACGAUGGCAAUUAUGGAUAUAGAUACACCUAGUAUUUGUUUUAUCAAAUAGAUUCCGUUAUUGUAAUAUGAUUACAUUAUUUGUAUUAUAAUCUAUUUUUCUCAUGGACUUUAAUUUAGUAUAUAAAUUAAUGAUUAUUAAUAUCA